UUUAAAGCUGACGGUCGUUUCUGUCAGUUUUGCGAGUCGAGCCGCACAAACUCACUGUCAAAAUCAGCCCUCUCAGACGGUCAAUGCACAGUCGGUGCGCCGGUCCGACACAGAUUAGGCAGCCGUGAUGGAUAAAACCCUGGACGUUUUUAUUCCACAGAUUGGGUGUGUGUGCAGAUGAGGCUCUGCGCUGAGGAGGACCUGCAGCCUUCCACGUUCCCUUACCUGGAGUAUUCUGGAUCUCAGGAGGUUUUUUUUACAUCACCAUGAUUAGAAAUACCAGGAGAUUGUAGCACCGCAGACCACCCACCAAGGCAGGCAACGGCUGGGGAAGGAGCCCACCAUAUCCAGAAUUCAACGUUGGACACAUUGAAGCACCAUGUAGUGUUUGUUUUUCCACCACAGGGGGGCGGGUUCACUUUGUAGUUCUUUUUUUUUUGUAUUAUUUUUUAUUUUAAGGAGUUGGUCCAUAAGGUGAGCCAGAAAUGGUCUUGUACACCUCUCCCUACCCCAGUGCCUUACUCAGUUGCCUGAGCCGUCUGUCUUGGGCCUUUGUUUUCCCCUGUUACUGGCUGUUGGACAGGUUGUUGGCCUCCUGCGUACCAACAUCGCUGGAGAAACGCAGGCGUUCCCAGGAUCCCUGUUCCUUUUUGGUUUUGGGCGUUCUAAUCUCUACUCCCCUCUACCUGGUGCUGCUACUGGCAUCUUUACCGUUCGCUUUUCUUGGCUUCCUUUUGUGGGCCCCACUGCACAGCAUCAGGAAACCUUACCUAUACUCCCAUCAGAAACCUGACAAACAUGGCGCCGAGCAGGGUGUAGCGGCCGGCACCGCGGCAACGCUUACCGAAUGGCGUCCGCAAGGUCGCAGCUUUUGCUUUGGAAGUGCCAACAUUUGCCUGUUGCCGGACUCGCUGGCACGCUUCAAUAACCUGGCAGACACUCAACGACGGGCACGGGAAGUGGGCAAACGCAUCCGCAACGGUGCCAACAGACCGCAGAUCAAGAUAUACAUCGACUCACCUACCAAUACAUCAAUUAGCGCUGCCUCCUUUUGCAGCCUGGCCACGCAGGGCUUCCGUCGCACCUCUUCUCUGGACCAUCGACCCGAGCCUACGGUCACCACUGAAAGCGAAACCGAGGCGUUAACAGAGUGUCCCGUUCACCCCUCAGGAGGUACGAGCUCAGACUGCCCCAUUCACAACACCGGAGCCCAGAAUUCUGCUGGGUGUCCUCUUCACCCCAAUGGAGAAGAACAUGCUCCAGAUUGCCCCGUUCAACAGUUUGCAGACUCAAACGCCUCCAGCGAGUGUCCAGUGCAUAGCAACAUCACCCAAAACUCCGAAGACUGUCCUCUCCAUCCAUCUGGAGUGCAAAUCAGCAUUACCUCCCCUGAUUCUGAACCAGCCGAUGCUGAAAAAGGAAACCAUCAAGACGGGGAUACGGGGAGCCUCGAAAGCCGCACAGCUUCCAGGGAAUCCCUGGUUCGAUUUCAUGCGGCCGAUGGAGGCAUAUCGCCCAAUAACACUCUUUCACAACACCGCACCUCAGUGUUCAAACGACCUGUCGGGCGCAAACGCCGUCAUGGCGAUGACGGCUUCGACCACGAGAUCUCCGCCUUCUUCCCAGCCAACCUGGAUUUCCUGUGUCUACAGGAAGUGUUCGACAGGCGGGCUACGAACAGACUCAGGAGGCAGCUGCACCGCUACUUCCCCUAUGUGCUGAGCGAUGUGGGACGCUAUGGCUGGAAAGGCUGUUGCUCUCGCUUCAAGUUCUUGAACAGCGGGCUGCUGUUGGCCAGUCGCUACCCUAUUUUAGACGCCCGUUAUGAGUGUUUCCCCAAUGGGCGUAGUGAGGAUGCAUUGGCAGCUAAGGGAGUUCUUUUUGCCAAGGUGCAGGUAGGACGCUCCGCUCAGGAACAACGGGUUGUCGGAUAUAUCACGUGUACUCAUCUGCAUGCUGUUGAAGGUGAUUCGUCUGUGCGGUGCGAGCAGCUAGAUCUGUUACUGGAGUGGGGCUCUGAGUUCAGGAGGGCCACCUCGGGGUCGCCAGAUGAGGAGAAGGUUCUGGAAGAUCAGGUGGCCUUUGACGUCAUACUUGGAGACCUCAACUUUGACAACUGCUCCUCGGAGGAUAAGCUGGAACAGCAGCAUUCUCUCUUCACUCAGUAUAAAGACCCGUGUCGUCUCGGCCCUGGAGAGGACAAACCAUGGGCCCUGGGUACACUGCUGGACACGAGCGGGCUAUAUGACGACGAAGUCAGCUCACCAGAGAGCCUUCAAAAGGUCAUGGAGAACGAAGAAGGAAGAAAGGAGUACUUGGUUUUUCCCGCCAGCAAGAAUCACUGCCCCAGCCAGAAGGGGCGUAAAAUCCCCCUGAAGGGCAACGGCAGACGAAUCGACUACAUCCUCUAUAGAGAGGAAGGCCUGCAGCAGGACUGGAAAGUGGACAUAGAAGAGUUCAGCUUCAUCACUCAACUGGCCGGAUUGACUGACCACCUCUCGGUGGCCGCGAGACUGGUAGUGUCGACUGGAGAAGAGGAGAGUUAGAAUCCAGCCGUAAAUUUACAAAAAAAUCAAUGCCACGGAGAGACAGAGAGCAGUGAGUAGAAAGUAAAAAACAGCAGGAGGCAUUUGUCAAGCCUCCAGAUGUCAGAUGAGGCCCGAGUGAUGGAGAUGGUCGAGAGGUCGUAUAAAACCAUCGAUGAGAUGAAUCGGCCGAGAGCAGUACACGGGCGUGACAUCCGGACCGCCGUUCUCAAAUGACACAGACACGCACGUUCUGUUGUUGCCAUGGAUACGGACACGGUCUCACACACCAUCUACUCCUGCACUGUCCGUGUUUACAUCUCAAUUGAAGAAGAAAUCGAAAGACUGACUCACCUCGCACAUCCAAUGCUUUUCUCCGGGGCCGGCGAGGAGACGGAGGAGUUUUUCUGGUGCCAUGACCCGGUUGUUGCAUGAAGCGGUCCUGUCACACAGUAUGGAAAGGACAUCGACCACGAGAGGACACAACCUCUCGAUGUCUAUCCCUCAGCGUUCUUCAAGACCUCAGCAAAGUGUCUUUCUUUUCUAACAUCUUUCUAAGGUUUCUAUGGCCUCGCGUCAUCUUUUUAGGGAGUUUAUAUACUCAUGCUGAGGUUUUAUUGUACCUCAGCCAACACUACUACGUCCGUCAUAAACGAUUAAGCGCAAAGCUGGGAUACGAAAAUGUCUGAAAUGUCCCGGACUGCUUACCACUGGAUGUUUGGAUUGCCGGAAGAUGCAUGUGUUUCAAUGCACUGCUAUGUUUGUCAUGGCCUGCAUGUUUGACAUGAAAUCCCCAGAAGUUAUUAACACAAUGUCCACCUCGCUCUCUCUCUC
This is a messenger RNA of Triplophysa rosa, 3359 nucleotides long. It is a transcript of the gene smpd3, whose product is annotated as sphingomyelin phosphodiesterase 3. Gene Ontology annotation, biological process: sphingomyelin metabolic process. The transcript is spliced from 8 exons. Gene Ontology annotation, cellular component: extracellular region; cytoplasm. The coding region runs from base 486 to 2546 and encodes 686 amino acids. The record is from RefSeq and is a predicted model, not a curated record. Lineage: Eukaryota; Metazoa; Chordata; Actinopteri; Cypriniformes; Nemacheilidae. Gene Ontology annotation, molecular function: sphingomyelin phosphodiesterase activity.